AAUGGUAGCCAACAUUUCGGCCACACCAAGGAGUAUGGUGGCAUGGUAUUUAUCGCAAGUCCUAUCCCAAACCAACAAGGCCGAUCAACUAUUGCAAGUCGCAGCUCUGCCCAGGGAAAGUACGUCACCUGACCUGUGAUUCGAAACACAACAUCGAAGUGGGCCCUGAACUAUCACUUGGAGCCGUUCAGAACUGGCUCUGGAAAUCAUUCAGUACGAAUAUCUGGAGAGAGCGGCACAACACAGAGAACGGUAGCAAAUAUCGAAAGCACAGGGAACAUAAAGUAAAUAAAAAUACAAAUACAAAACAAAGCCCAUGAACGAAUAUUUCCUCACAGGUGCUGGAAUAAGAUGAAUCCAACUAUUAACAAUCCACGUGAAUGGGGAUUCACCCGCUCGCGGGGUAUUUUCGGAUCCAUGGGAUCCUUCGUCUUUACCGACCAGCAGCAGCAGCAGCAGCAGCCGGGGCUGCAGGUCCCCCCCGAAGGUUCCACCGACAAGAAUGGACUCAAUGCGAUGCCCUUCCUAGGCCAAAUCCACACCAGUCCUCUGCUGUCCCGCUCAAUGGGUCCAAUAGGUCACGCUCACCCCCCACCUUCCCUCCGAUGGGGGAUUCAGAUGGAUUCAAUGCUGUGCCACAGACGGCUUCGAUGGGACCACCGCCCUUGUUGAGCUCCCUCUGGACAGGCGGCGCUUCUCCGGACAGCCGCGGAGACUACUACGACGACCCCCACGAAGAGUAUUCCGACUGCCGCUACGAGGGCGACUACUCGAUGCCCACCGAGGAGGACCAAGAGGAGGAGUCGUGCUCCUGUCAGAGCCAGACCGGUCAGCCAGAAAGAGUUCAGCUCGAUAGAGCGCACCGCGUCGGACUCGGAGUGGGAGGAGCUCUCCGACGGCCCUUCCCCCAGGGUCUCCCCGCUGGAGUCCACCAGGGCAGUCGUGCUCUCCACAAUGCAGCCGGAGCACCGUCAGCGCAUGGUGGCCUUGUACCACCUCGUCUUGGAGACCGCUGUGGUCAAGGUCGUGCUGCUGGUGCUGCAACUGCUGUGCUGCGCGGUGUUCUGGCUGGUCGAGAAGACCGUGGGCUUCAACGAAACCGUUGGCUCGAAGCAAGUUCACGCUGCGCACCAUCCAGCGCCAGUUGCUGUGGCGCAUAGCCAAUGCCCGGGGCGACGAGACGCUCGUCUUCCUUGCCGUGCUCAUGACCACGCCCUGGCUUUUCUCUUUAAGCCUCCUGGGAUUCAUCCUGUCCCUGGCGGCGCUCCUGAAGAAGACCGUCGAGCAGCUGGUGUUCCAGAUACGCCUGCACCUCGUGCUCUAGGGGCAGCCAUCGA
Messenger RNA from Drosophila miranda, 1337 nucleotides. RefSeq lists its product as uncharacterized. The record is from RefSeq and is a predicted model, not a curated record. NCBI's taxonomy places the organism in Eukaryota, Metazoa, Arthropoda, Insecta, Diptera, Drosophilidae. The coding region runs from base 381 to 1160 and encodes 259 amino acids. The transcript is spliced from 2 exons.